Molecule: messenger RNA, 677 nt
Organism: Aphidius gifuensis
Lineage: Eukaryota; Metazoa; Arthropoda; Insecta; Hymenoptera; Braconidae
Product: putative odorant-binding protein A10
Exons: 3
Coding region: 242-592 (116 amino acids)
Source: RefSeq, a predicted model, not a curated record
AGAGUGACUCUCACAACUGUGGGGGAGAUGAUGAGGAAUAAAAAAAAGAUAAAGAGGAGGUGGAAUUUCAAGUUAAAUAUCAACUUUAUAGUGGAGGAAAAUAUGUGGGAUACGUGAGGCCAGUUUGGUUCAGCUUGUUGUCAAGAACAGUCAACAUCCUCUUCAUCAAUUAUUGUUAAUCAAUAUUAUAUAUUGCUUAAAUAAUUAUUUAUUUAAAAUACAUUUUAUUUUAUAAAUCAACAUGGGUCAUUUAUUCAAAGUUUUAUUGAUUUCUUUGGCAUUUGCGGUUAUUGUGAUGGGAGCUGAUGAUGAAUCUGAAUCAAGAGGAUUUUCUUCAGGUGUAUCAUCUGGUCAAAUUGAAGCAGCACUUAAAAAUGAUCGUUAUUUAAAAAGACAAUUACAGUGUGCACUUGGUACACAACCUUGUGAUGCAGUUGGAAAAAAAUUAAAAGAAUUGGCGCCUCAAGUACUCAGAAAUAAUUGUGUUAAAUGUACACCUGAUGAGCUAAAUCAAAUAAGAAAAGUUCUUAUUACAAUUCAAAAUCGUUUUCCAAAAGAAUUUGGAAUGAUUCUUAGACAAUAUCGUAUUUAAUUUAAUUAAUAAAUAAAGCUUUGACAAAAAUAUUUAUUAAUGUUAUUAUUUUCAUGAAAGAUUACCUAUAUUAUUUAUUAAUAAU